Amphimedon queenslandica is the source of this 1160-nucleotide messenger RNA. RefSeq names its product aldose 1-epimerase-like. Lineage: Eukaryota; Metazoa; Porifera; Demospongiae; Haplosclerida; Niphatidae. Gene Ontology annotation, molecular function: aldose 1-epimerase activity; carbohydrate binding. The coding region runs from base 1 to 1020 and encodes 339 amino acids. Gene Ontology annotation, biological process: glucose metabolic process; beta-D-galactose catabolic process via UDP-galactose, Leloir pathway. The transcript is spliced from 8 exons. The record is from RefSeq and is a predicted model, not a curated record.
AUGAGCCACGCCUUUAUUUGCAUGCUGCAUACAACAAUGGCGAUCACCUUGGCAAAUGCAAAUGGCUUCUCUGUUUCCACAUUCUCUACUGGAGCUAGUGUAACUGACAUUAAACUACCCAACGGAACGCAUGUAGUAUUGGGCUAUAAGGAUUUAGAGGAUUAUUCUGUAAAUAGUCUUUAUAUUGGCUGUACUGUGGGCCGCUGUACUAACAGGACAGCUAAUGCUGCAUUUACUAUUGGAGGGGUCGAAUACCCAAUUUCUGCCAACGUAGCCCCCAAUCAUCUCCAUGGAGGGUUUGUGGGCUUUAACAAAUUGACAUGGAGGGUGACAGCUCAAAGUGAAACAUCUGUCACAUAUUCUCUCUUAAGCCCUGAUAGUGAUCAAGGCUAUCCUGGAAACCUCUCUGUUACUGCUACCUAUACUGUCACUCCUAAUAAUGAGCUGAUCAUAGAGUAUCGUGCAAGCACUGAUAAACCCACUCCUGUCAAUUUGACUAACCAUACUUACUUUAAUCUUGCAGGACAGGGUGAUAUAUUAGGACACACCCUCACAUUGAAUGCUGAUAAUUAUACUCCUACUGAUGAUAACUUAGUACCAACUGGUGAUCUUGCUUCUGUGAGGGGAACUCCGUUAGAUUUCCUUUCUUCUCAUACAAUUGGAGAGAGAUAUCAACAAGCCUCAGACGUUGGCUACGAUAACAACUUUUGCAUCAAUGCUACGCCAACCUUAGAGUCAGAUCCCAACCUCAAAUAUACUGCAAAGUUAGAAGAACCAACUACUGGCAAUUGUCUUGAAGUGUAUACCAAUCAGCCUUGUGUCCAGUUGUACCAGGGAGGAUAUCUUGAUGGCUCUGUGAAUGGAUUGGAUGGCAGUCCGAUACUUAAGUAUACCGGAUUGUGCCUUGAGACUCAGAAGCACCCAAAUGCUAUUAACCAGCCAAGGUUUCCAUCCACGCUUCUCUGUCCAGGCCAAGAAUAUUACAGUAAAACAGUUUGGAGGUUUACUUGUACCAGAUGAGAUCUGUGCUGCAUCUUUUUUUUGCUCUUGACAAACCAAAAAUUUGUAUUUUUUUGCUGUUAUUAUUUGAUGCUUAAUUAAGAACAUAAAAAUGUGUUCAAUGGCUAGUUUUUUUUGAAUUGUCUAAUUUUCUAAAUAAA